Molecule: messenger RNA, 917 nt
Organism: Trichoplusia ni (cabbage looper)
Lineage: Eukaryota; Metazoa; Arthropoda; Insecta; Lepidoptera; Noctuidae
Product: 3-oxoacyl-[acyl-carrier-protein] reductase FabG-like
Exons: 1
Coding region: 40-783 (247 amino acids)
Source: RefSeq, a predicted model, not a curated record
CAGUCUACUACAAGCCGUAGAAUACAUCACACUACUAAGAUGAGUUUCAAAAAUAAAGUUGUUUUGAUUACUGGCGCCAGUGCCGGCAUCGGUGCAGUAACCGCGGUAGAGUUCGCUAAGGAAGGCGCUAAUGUUGCCAUCGUAGGCAGAAAUGAAGCUAAACUGAAGGAAGUUGCACAGCAAUGCGAGAAACUCGGAGUUAAAGUACUACCCAUCAAAGCAGACGUAUCAAAAGAAAACGAAGCCGGCACCAUCGUUAAGAAAACAGUUGAUAAAUUUGGAAAAUUAGACGUUCUUGUCAACAACGCGGGCAUUCUCAAGACCGUUCCAAUUUCUGCGCCAGAAGUACUCUCAACAUACGACGAAAUCAUGAAUACGAACCUGCGAGCCGUGAUCCAGCUGACGAAUCUCGCGGCGCCAUACUUAGAAAAGACGAAAGGUAACAUCAUCAACAUUUCGAGUGGAGCCAGCAAGACUUUUAUCCAAAAUUCUGCUAUUACAAUUUACGGUCUUUCGAAGGCUGCCUUGGAUCAUUUUAGCAAAGGGAGUGCAUUGGAACUGGGUCCAAAAGGUGUUCGUGUGAACAUUGUGUCUCCUGGUCCCGUCCGCACUGAUAUGAUGGAUGCUAAUGGUGGAGAGGAGAACAAGAGCAUCACAGUGUUGGACCGAGUGUCAGAGCCUGAAGAAGUAGCUGAUGUGAUUAUGUUCCUCGCCAGUGAUAAGGCUAAGGGUGUUACUGGAGCAUACUACUCCGUUGACAAUGGUGUAACUAUAAAAUUCUAAACUAAGCCUAAUAUAAAUAUUAUGUGCAUUGUCCAGCGUUGUGUGUGAGUUACUUAUGGAUGGCAUGAGUCAUCAAUAAGCUAUAAGUGUAUAUUUUUAUGUUUGUAAAUAAUUCAAUAAUAUUUAAAUUAAUA